UCCCCACCGGAGAAGCAAAUUUUGCAAGUUGCUUUUAGUUUAAGUGAUUAAGAAUAAUUAUCUUUGCAUUCGAGGUUCUAGAUUCGAUUUCUCUAUACUCCAAUAUCGUUUAAAAACAAAAAACAAAAAACAAAUUUUGCUCUUCAAAUUCUACUUGCUUGUCUAUAUUAAAGAGCUAAAUUUGCUAACUUAAAAAUCAAAAUAUUUCCCUAUAAAUCUCAUAAUUUAAUGAACAUCGGAGAUGUUUUAUGAGAAAAACGCACGAAAUUGAAAACUCAUCAUAAUGAAUUAUAGGAGAAAAUUAUAGGACCUUUGGCAUCCCAAAAAACGUGAAGUUGCGGCCUUUUAGGUGUUUGCACAACAUCAUAAAUGGUAGCAAAUUACAAAACACCAGAUAAGCCCCCAAACUCAACUGCCAAAAUUAAUUCAAACUUCAAUGCAAACUCCAACUCAGCACUCCUUCGACUCCACCGCCAUCACACAUUUCCUUGCUCGGAUCCUGUCCACAUUUCUUCUUCUUCACCCCACCCACCCACAUUUCCAAGAAAAAACAUCGUUUUCCUUCACGCCUAGUUCACCCUCACUCUCUUUUUUACAAAACCUUUAUCCAUUCAUCCACCGGCAACCUGCUAAACCACACUUCCUUCCAUCUCUUCAAACCCAUUUCUUCGCUUUACCUUCCCUGUAAACAACCGGUUGCCGGUCAACCACCCGUUAACUUAAAACACUGAAAAAACCCAGAGAGUCAUUUACACAAACAACUUGUAGACAUUGAGUUAUACGCACGGACACAUGAAUGGUGGUCUUAGCAAGCUCGGGACUGCGCUCACUGUAGUGUUUGCGGCCAUUCUCGCAGCCCUAGCAACCCAGCUCUUCUUCCUCCUCCGGCGCCGGCUGAAGUCUCAGUCUCAGACCCGGAUCGGGCCCCACGAAAACCCGCCUCACUCACAGCACCACAGAAGCGUCGACGUUGACGUGGACGACGUGUUCAAGUGGCAGCAGGCACUGUACGGCGUGUCGUCAAGGGUUUUGUUCACGAUCGAGGAGGAGGAGGAGAGAAAGGGUCUGGACUUCGCCGAGACGACGACGCACUCGUCGUGCGCGGAGAAAGAGGUGAAGACGGCGACGACGGUGGUGCUGGACGUAGCUGUGACGGUGAUGAGUGUAGAGGUGGACGACGGGACGACGCCAUUUUCGACUCCUUGUGCUUCGCCGCCGUACUAUACUCCGUCGCCUUCUCCCGGUCGUGAGACUUGUAGCAUGUAAUAAAGAAGCUCGUUUUAAUUUGUGGGGCUGGGUAGGGUCCUGGGCUUGGGUUGUCGGGUCAAGCGAUGAUCUUGCCAUGUUAGCAAGCACAGUAUUGGGCGAUGGUGUGUUACUGGUUUUUAAUUUUUUUAAUUUUUAAUUUUUAAUUAUUAAUUUUGGGGCAACCGGUAGCAUUGUGUUUUGGGUUUCAAUAAAUGUGGUUGCAUGGCAAGUGUAGCGGUUUAGGUGAUCAUUGAUUGCUGAUGCUUUUAGUACAGAAAUGGAUGGAAAAGCAAAAGUAUGCAACUCUGUAUAUGCAUUAUUUAAGCUAUGAAUACACGUUGGUGUAAAUACCUGUAGUUUUGCUGUCAUCUCAAUCAAAAUUUACAAAUUUUUUGCAAU
Prunus persica (peach) is the source of this 1647-nucleotide messenger RNA. RefSeq lists its product as uncharacterized. The transcript has a single exon. Bases 793 to 1266 code for a protein of 157 amino acids. The record is from RefSeq and is a predicted model, not a curated record. NCBI's taxonomy places the organism in Eukaryota, Viridiplantae, Streptophyta, Magnoliopsida, Rosales, Rosaceae.